AGCGGAGUGACAUUAUAAUCCAAAAACUGGAAAUCAAAGCUUUUCUUCGCUGCAUGCAUUCAGUUCAGUGGCCCACUGCACCGAAGGCGUUUUUUUCCCUCUUCUGUUUCUUUACGCUGUGUGCAUUUGUGCAUAAAUAAAUACAAAACUGGUGACAUGUAGAAAAGACGCAAGUCAAAUUUACAAAGCGGAGCGAGCAGAAGGAAGGUGUCUGUAAAUACCAAGUGCAUGCGCUGGACGGCAGCCUGGACUCGAGGGGUGCGCUGAGAUUACCCUGCCUGCUGCUCUGGAAGCGGCACAUCCUUGUGAACUCGAUCAGCACAGUACAGCGCUGGCUGCGAUUUUAACCGUCACUGCGCGAAGAACAUAAUGGCAUACUAGAAAACGGGAUUUAAAAGAAAUAGUGGUUUGCUGUGAAGCUACACCGGAAAGUUCGGAACCAAGAACUGUUUUGCAGUCAGAACAUAAAAGAACUAAAAUAUAUUACAAGAUGUCUGUGCCGAAUGUGCUUGCAAAGGCCCUUUACGACAAUGUGGCGGAGUCUCCAGACGAGCUUUCCUUCCGCAAGGGUGACAUCAUGACGGUGCUGGAGCAGGACACGCAGGGGCUGGGUGGCUGGUGGCUCUGCUCCCUGCACGGGCGGCAGGGCAUCGCCCCGGGCAACCGCAUGAAGAUCCUGGUCGGCAUGUACGACAAGAAGCAGGAGGGGGGAGGCCAGCCUCUGUUCCCCCAACAAACCCCUCCUCAGACCCCACUGCCUUUCCACAAGCAGAGCUACAGCACGCCCUCCCCUGCCUCGCAGUACACUGCCAUGCAUCCGGUUUUCCAAAACCCCACAGACAACGUCUACAUGAUGCCCCCCUCUCACGGCAAGGGGCAGACGCAGAGCAUUUACCAGGUGCCCCCCGGCCCCCAGUACCAGGGAACCCUGAGAAAGCCGCCCCUCUUCCAGAAGCAGGGUAGCCAACAGCAGUACCAGAGCCAGUCUCAGAGCAUUUACCAGGUCCCUCCGUCGCUAGGCCAGUCGCAGGACAUUUACCAAGUCCCACCAGGGUCCAAGAGCCCCCCUCAGGAUGUUUACCAGGUGCCCCCUUCCAUGAACCAAAACCAGGACAUCUACCAAAUCCCUCCGUCUAUGGAGAAGAGGAGCUGGGAGUCUCCCAAGCCACCGGGAAAGGUGGUAGUCCCGACAAGAGUGGGACAGGUCUACGUGUACGACUCCGGCAAGACGGAGCAAGACGAAUAUGACAUUCCUCGGCAGGAGAUUUACGAUGUCCCACCAACCAGGGGGGCUCCUGUGAGCCAGUACAGCCAGGAGGUGUAUGACACCCCUCCGAUGGCCGUCAAGGGUCCCAACAGCCGGGAAACGGUCCAGGAGAUCUACGACGUGCCACCCAGCGUGGAGAAGAACCUGCACAGCCAGAUGCAGUCCCAAACGGUUUAUGACUUCCCCCCGUUGGUCAGCAAAGACGUUCCGGACGGACCUAUCAGAGAAGAGACUUAUGACGUGCCCCCGGCUUUCAUGAAAAUGAAGAAGAGCCCUGAGAUCAAGCAUGGUCUCUCCCAGGUCCUCCCGCAGUGCCCCCCUGGGCUGGAGCAGCACAUCCCAGAGGACGUGUACGACGUGCCCCCCCUAUCGGGGAAGCUCCAGGACAUGAGCCUCGCCCAGGAGAUCUAUGACAUCCCGGCCAGCCUGAGGAGGACCAGCGGCAGCCAGGACGUGUACGACUUCCCCAGGGAGCACCAGGGCUCCUCAAUGGGGAGCAAGCUCAUGUCAAGCGAGGAAUCGGGCGACUACAUCUACGACGUGCCACCACAGGUGGUGCGAGACCCCGCCUCGGCCGAGGAAAGGACCAUCAGCUUCAAGAGGCUGUCUGCCUCCAGCACCGGCAGCACCAGGAGCAACCUCUCCACCUCCUCCCUGGAUGUCAUCCCCGUCAAGGAGUCCUCCAUGGCCAAGGAGCUGAACUUGGACUUGGACGUUGCCAUGGAGGUGCUGGUCAAACUCCAGCACAACGUGGAGAGCUCAGUCUCCUGCCUCAUGUCCUUCAUUAGCAGCAGCUGGAGGAGCCAGGAGCAGAUGGAGACCCACCUCCAGAGCAUCAAGUCAGCCGUGGAGCGGGUGAAGAACUCGGUGAAGGACCUGCUGGAAUUCGCCCGCGGGGCUGUCAGCAACGCCGGUCAAGCCACUGACCGCACGCUGCAAGCCAAGCUGGGAAAGCAGGUGCAGAAGAUGGAGGAGGGCUACCAGGGACUGCUAAAGCACAGCCAGGCACUGGACAACUGCAACUGGGCCCUCAGUGAGCUGGCAGCAGGCAAGCCCAGCUCGGGCGACGAGCUGGACCGCUUUGUCAUGUGCUCCAGGGGCAUCCCCGACGACACCAAGCAGCUGGCUUCUUUCCUCCACGGGAACGCCUCUCUGCUUUUUAAAAGGACAAAGCAGCAGCAGCAGCAGCAGCAGGCCCCGCAGACGCCCCAGCUUGGAGACUCUCGGCUCUCUGCGUCUCAGGCAGGGUUGGAGAACGUGGGCCAGGUAACCAACAACAACAAUGUCUCGGCCUACCAGACAGGCCUCCCUGAGAAGGCCAACAUCCAGUCGAGGCCUCUGCCAUCACCACCAAAGUUCAUGGCAGAGGAGUCCCCGGACAGCCAGUACGAAAACACGGAAGAGGGCUGGAUGGAGGAUUACGACUAUGUUCAUUUACAGGGUAAAGAGGAGUUUGAAAAGACUCAGAAGAAGCUGCUAGAAAAAGGAAACAUUAUCCGGCAGAGCAAAUCAGUGCUGGAGCAGCAGCAGCUGAAGCAGUUUGAGCGUCUGGAGCAGGAGGUGAGCCGGCCCAUCGACAACGAUGUCUCCAACUGGACACCCCCGACGCACUACGCCCAGGUGAGGAGCAAGCUGAGCCCCGGAGACCAGCAGCUGCUGCUCUUCUACAUGGAGCAGUGUGAGGCCAACAUCACCAUGCUGACCAACGCCAUCGACGCCUUCUACACCUCCAUCACCAGCAACCAGCCGCCUAAGAUCUUCGUGGCCCACAGCAAGUUCGUGAUCCUGAGCGCGCACAAGCUGGUCUUCAUCGGGGACACGCUGUCCCGGCAGGCCAAGGCGCAGGAGAUCCGCAGCAAGGUGACGCAGCACAGCAACCUGCUCUGCGACACGCUGAAGGAGAUUGUGGUGAGCACCAAGAGUGCCGCCCUGCAGUACCCCUCGCCCACCGCGGCCCAGGACAUGAUGGACAGGGUGCGCGACCUGGUCAACACCACGCAGCACUUCCAAAUGGUGCUGGCACAGCUGGCAGCCAUGUGAGGAUGGAUUUUAUCAGACUUUUUAUUGUGCUUUUUAGAUUUAAAAGGACUUAUUAUCGGACUGUGAAAGACCAUUGGUUGUAAAUUAAUGAUUGUAAAUAUUUUUUUUUUUAAGAGAUACUACUAGCAAGAGGGGAAAUUAAUUAACUAUAUAUAUAUAGUUUCUUUUCUGGUCAAUUUCAAUGAGGAAAAAAAGUAGUUUUUAGAUGAUAUUGAUUAUUAUUAUUAUAAUUAUUAUUGUUGUUGAUGUUAUUAUUAUGAGAAAAUUAAUCAAAGGGUGUUUCAAUUUCAAACACGUGUAUAUAGAAGUGCUGUUUUCUUCUCGGGUGAUCAGAAAGGUUUUUAAAAAACUAUCCUGUAAUGAGAGAGGAAAAAAAAAAAAAUUAUUUUUCAGAGGUGAUUUUAAAUGACGCAGAGCAGAGGUGGGAUUCUGUUCUCUGGCUCUUGUUAAUAUGAUGGCGCAUGGAGACCACCUGAAAUCCUGGAGCGGAGGGAGGGAGAGCAAAGAAAAGUUUGUACUGUGACAGACAAUUAUUACAGACGUCAGUGAUCUGCAUUGUCAGGGGACCGUUUUAAUUAAAGAACUCUCUGUGCUAAUUAAAAGGUCCUAAUUAAGUGGAAUGAAUCAUUUCCACAGUAUCUCUUAGCUCUGGUGAUGAAA
Messenger RNA from Polyodon spathula (Mississippi paddlefish), 3967 nucleotides. RefSeq names its product BCAR1 scaffold protein, Cas family member (gene bcar1). Gene Ontology annotation, molecular function: protein binding. Gene Ontology annotation, cellular component: cytoplasm; plasma membrane; focal adhesion. NCBI's taxonomy places the organism in Eukaryota, Metazoa, Chordata, Actinopteri, Acipenseriformes, Polyodontidae. The transcript is spliced from 7 exons. The record is from RefSeq and is a predicted model, not a curated record. Bases 491 to 3307 code for a protein of 938 amino acids. Gene Ontology annotation, biological process: cell migration; cell surface receptor protein tyrosine kinase signaling pathway.